AUCCACUCCAUAAUUUUCCAGCGUAUAACCCUUCUCUCUCCCUUUUUUCUUCUUUCUAUCUCUUCCCCCUCUUUCUCUCUCCUCUUUCUAGGGUUAGGGUUUACUUCUUCCGCUUGACCAAGGAUUAUCAAAGCUCUUUCAAUGUCGAGUCCGACUCCUGUUUCUAUCUACAAUUGCUCGGUAUCUUCUCUUACAACUUUUUAGAUCAAGUUAUGACUUGAUUGAGUUUUUUAUCUGGGUGGCAGUGUUGGAUUUGACAUGUAUACCGUUCCAGAUAAUGGAAAUACGGACACUUAUGUGAUGCCAGGUACGGAACUGAACCAGCGUUUACCUAGUCCAGCUUUUGAGAACUUUGAAAUGAUGGCUAGUGAUGGAUCUGCCGAGUAUUUUGUUGAUCCGAGCAUGUAUUAUCCUUCUGCCUCCGGUUAUAAUUACUAUUAUACUGGAUUUGAGUCACCCAGCGACAUGGGAGACCACCAUGCAGUUCUUGCUUUAGAUGGUGCAGAUAUGCAGUAUGCGGGUGCCCAAAUAGAAAAUUCGCCUUAUGUAUACUAUACACCUAGCUAUGGAUUUGGAGAUUCUCCAUUCAACCCUUAUAAUCCUUACAUACCUGGUGCGAUGCUAGGAGUUGAUGGCUCAUUUGUGGGAACACAACCUUACUAUGCUGUUCCACCUUAUCCCAAUCCCGCCUCCUCAUCUGGCUAUUUUCCUGUUCUUGUCCAACCUACCCCAGAUGUUGCUGCAAAUGGAUCGCGAGACACUAUGCCAGAUGUUGCCUCAUCCACCAUAACUCAAACAAAUGGCUCUAACACAAAGCGCUCACAUUCUUCCUCUCCUGCAACUUUUUCCAUGAAUCCUUCAAAAGCUGCUUCCAGCCAGACACAUGCAUCUGCUGGAACAUCACAAAGCUCAAAAGUUAGUACAGGAACAAGCAAACGUCCUCUGAGCAGUCGGAAUAAUGGGUCUAUUGGGUCAGUCCAUGGUGCUUCAUCACAUAUGCCACAGGGUGCAAAUUCUUCAGGCUUGAUGCAAUCUACAAGGGAUAAUUCAUAUGGAAAGCUUCUAUCUCAAGCUAAUCAAGUGAAAUAUUCAUUUUCUAUGGGUAAUGGUUUGGCUGACUAUGGAGCUAGCAGCAAUGGCCAAACUGUUUUAAAUGACCCUUGGUCCAAAAUUUAUUUCAGAAGACCCUAUAAUGAUAGUAAUGGGAACCUUGAUCAAUUGGGUGAGCAGAAUCGAGGACCAAGAAUCAACAAAUCCAAAAAUCAAUUUGUUGUAAAAGCCUACUCCACAAGGGCCGGGAAUUGUAAUGCUGAAGGAAAUAUUGUAAUUUAUGCUGAUCAGUACAACAAAGAUGAUUUUCCUGUGGACUAUGCCAAUGCAAAGUUUUUUGUCAUAAAAUCUUACAGUGAGGAUGAUGUUCAUAAGAGUAUCAAGUAUAAUGUUUGGUCAUCUACACCCAAUGGGAACAAGAAGCUAAGUAGUGCCUAUGAAGAUGCUCAGAAAUUAGCUGCUCCACCAGGAGGCUGCCCAAUUUUCCUCUUCUUUUCUGUCAAUGCAAGUGGCCAAUUCUGUGGUGUUGCAGAGAUGGUUGGUCCUGUUGACUUUGAUAAGGAUAUGGACUUUUGGCAGCAAGAUAAGUGGAGUGGGAGCUUCUCUGUCAAAUGGCAUAUUAUAAAAGAUGUGCCAAACCCCACUUUUCGCCACAUUAUACUGGAAAACAAUGAGCAUAAGCCUGUGACUAAUAGCAGAGACACACAAGAGAUAAUGCUCAAGCAAGGUUUGGAUAUGCUUAAGCUUUUUAAGAACUUCUCUUCAAAAACAUCAUUGUUGGAUGAUUUCAUGUACUAUGAAAAUCGUCAGAAAAUCAUGCACGACGAGAGGGCUCGUAUAUUUCGUAGGACAAAUGGGCAUGCACAUUCCAUUGAAGCUCCUCUUAAGUUUAAUUCUGUGCUGGAUCAUUCCCAGAAAUUAGAUGAUGGAGGAACUUGGAUUGAGAAAGUUGCACAGCCUAGUAAUUCAGGUGGCAUAAAAACUGUGAUCAGGACUACAGAAGUGUCUUCAAGUGGCAGCGCUCAUGUGUCUGAUGUUGCUAACAUGGUUAAGGAAUCAUCGGAACGAACAGGUGAUGUUUCUACUUUGAAGAUUGGUUCUUUAAGUAUUCAUCCUAAGCCAAGUGAACGUCGAUUACAAGCACCUGCUACGACAAUCACCGCUGAAACUCCUAAAACUACAAGUACAGCUAACGUUUUGACUGUUGGCUCCAUGCCAAUUAAAGUUGAAGAAACCAAGCAAACAUCGGAAAUACUUACUAUUGGGACGAUUGCGCUUGACCCUAAGGCAUUGCAGCAUGGAAAGGUGACUAGUUUUUUGAAGGGAGGUAUGCGGAAGUAAAUAUGGUUGGUUUCAUGUCAAGCAGCAAUGUGGAGUUAUCUGGGUGUGCAUAAUGCGGUUGAAUCCUUAACGUUGUUGAGGGCCUAGUUUUUGUUUCCGUCUAAAAUGAGUGUACCAUACAUCCUUACUGAAGUCCUGUCGCAAUAGCAGUAGGAGAAUACCUUGAUUUUGUCCCUGCAUUUCUCAUUAUCUUUUUUUGUUCGAGAGAAGGGUUCGUUUGGAUGUAGGGAAAGGUUACAAAUUGAAGUAUUGUGGAGGAUUUAAUUUUUGGUUGAGGAGGAAGUAUUUUCUUUUGGGGUAUUUUAAGGUUCUUAAUUCUUAUACUUGAUGUAACAAUUUGAAGUCUUGAUUUUUGUUGGCAAAAUGUUGCUGAAUGCUGAUGGCUCCUGUUAAUUUUCCUAAUGUUCAAAAUACAAUGUCUUGGAAGAGAUUUUCAGGUCUUA
Molecule: messenger RNA, 2834 nt
Organism: Amaranthus tricolor (Joseph's coat)
Lineage: Eukaryota; Viridiplantae; Streptophyta; Magnoliopsida; Caryophyllales; Amaranthaceae
Product: YTH domain-containing protein ECT4
Exons: 8
Coding region: 259-2391 (710 amino acids)
Biological process (GO): mRNA destabilization
Cellular component (GO): cytoplasm
Molecular function (GO): mRNA binding
Source: RefSeq, a predicted model, not a curated record